Amaranthus tricolor (Joseph's coat) is the source of this 2417-nucleotide messenger RNA. Its product is annotated as scarecrow-like protein 15. Gene Ontology annotation, biological process: regulation of DNA-templated transcription. The transcript has 2 exons. Gene Ontology annotation, molecular function: sequence-specific DNA binding; DNA-binding transcription factor activity. The record is from RefSeq and is a predicted model, not a curated record. Gene Ontology annotation, cellular component: nucleus. NCBI's taxonomy places the organism in Eukaryota, Viridiplantae, Streptophyta, Magnoliopsida, Caryophyllales, Amaranthaceae. Bases 191 to 1900 code for a protein of 569 amino acids.
AAACUCUUCCUUUUACCCCAUGCACGCAAACCUUCUUUCCUAAAGCCAAUACCCACCGUCUCACUUUCUUUUUUAAGCUCCUUUUCUCUCAAGUUAACUUAAAAAGACUUAUUUACAAGUAACUCAUUAUAUACAACCAAAACCUUACACAAACUAAAAGGUUUUUUGGUGGGAGUUUGCUCAUUUAGGAAUGAAAGUGCCCAUUUCAACCCCUCAAACUUGCAACACCACCACCGGAAAACCAGUUUCUACCACUAAUCCCUCUCUGAAUACCACUUUUCAUUCUUCACCCACUAACAAUAAUUACGAACCCACCUCGGUUCUCGACCUUCAAAGGAGUCCUAGCCCUGCCGCCGCCGCUGCUACCACCAAAGCAGUCACCCCGCCGUCCUCCGACACAACCAACACCACCCAUCAUCCCCCUACGUCGACCGUUGAUCUGGACAAUUUGGAAGGUUGGGAUUCAAUAUUAUCUGAACUGGGGCUGAAUGAUGAUUCAAAUUCAAAUAAUUCUAAACUUAAUUUAUUAUCUCAAAUCAGUCCAUGUGAUUCCCACAUCAAUCAUGUUCUUCCUGAUUUCCCAUCAUCACAACCCUUUGAUCACACUCAACCUUCUUUAAGCUUACCCUCAGAUUACUCCAACUUUUGUGAUUUUUCCUACAAUCAAACCCUAACCCCCAAUUUUGGACCAUUUGAUCCUCAUCAGUCGGCUAACUUUACUGGGUUCGGGCUUGAUUUUAUCGAUGAUCUCUUACGUGCAACUCAAGCCUUCGAAUCGAACGAUCUACAACAAGUUCAAGUGAUAUUGGCACGGCUCAAUCAACGGCUUAGAUCUCCUGUCGGAAAACCCCUUCAAAGAGCUGCCUUCUUCUUCAAGGAAGCUCUGCAACAUGUAACAAACAAUAUAACCACCAAUAAUUCUUCACCAGUGGGGUCCACUCCAUCUCGACCCCCUAGGCUUACUUCCUUCGAGGUUGUUCAAACUAUCCGGGCCCACAAAGCCUUCUCUGCAAUUUCCCCAAUUUCACUCUUCUCUACCUUCGCAGCGAACCAAGCUAUUCUCGAAGCAGUUGUCGAUGGAUCGCCUUUUAUUCAUAUAAUCGAUUUCGACAUCGGAUUUGGUGGACACUGGGCGUCGUUUAUGCGAGAGCUUGUCGAUAAAGCUUCCGAUCAAGCAAAGUUAGCCACCGCCAUGGUGCUUCGAAUCACUGCGAUUGUUCCUGAAGAAUUUGGUAUUGAGAGUAGACUUGUUAAGGAGAAUCUCACUCAAUUUGCUCAAGAUUUAAAUCUUAAUUUUCAUAUUGAUUUUGUUUUAAUUCCUACUUUUGAGAUCUUAUCUUUCAAAUCAGUGAAAUUUAUCGAGGGAGAGAAAUUAGCUGUUCAUCUUUCUCCUGGAGUGUUUAACCGUUUCUCGAACAAUUCUCGAAGUGGGAUCUCGAAAUUUCUCGGUGAUCUUCGUGGGAUAUCGCCUAGUUGUGUUGUGGUGGUUGAUAAAGAGGUUGGAAUUGAUGUUGGAACGGUGUCGUUUGGACAGAAUUUUCUUAAUGGGAUGGAUUUCUACACAGGGAUUAUGGAGUCCAUCGAGAUGGCUGCCGUUGGUGGGUUUACCGGCGGCGGAGAUUGUUUAAAAAGAAUCGAGACGUUCGUGUUGCGGCCAAGGAUUUUUGCGGCAGUAGAGGCGGCAGCGAGGGUGACGACAGGGCGGAGAACGACUUGGAGGGAGGCGUUUGUGGCGGCGGGGAUGCGGACAAUGGGGUUUAGUCAAUUUGCCGAUUUUCAGGCGGAUUGCUUAUUGAAGAGGGCUCAAGUUGGUGGAUUCCAAGUGGCGAAGCGCCCUGGGGAGAUGAUGCUUUUCUGGCAAGAUCGGCCACUUGUUGCCACAUCAGCUUGGCGGUGUUAGGCCAGAUAUGCCACGUGACAAAACUACAAGCAAAGUUAUGAAGAGAAGAUGUGUGCAUAACUUAUGUGGGAUGUUGGACAUGUUAUCAAGUUUUAGUUACACCUUGUUAUUUUUAUUUAUGUUGUUAUUUUUAUUUUUGUUGAAGGGAAAAAAAAAGGAAAAACCUGUAUUAUUAGUGCUUUACUUUUUAAUUGGGUAAAUAAUUAGGGGGAAUACAAGGAAAAAACUCCUACAAAAUCGUCCCUAUUUUUAUAUUUGUGUGUUUUAAACUUAACGACAAUCAGACGUAAUUAUUUGUUUUUAUUUGGUUGGAGAAGGGCUAGAAAACUCUUUAGGUUAUUAGGCCUAAUGCAUACUCCAUAUUAUGUCAACUUAAAAACUCUUUAGGUUAUUAGGCCUAAUGCAUACUCCAUAUUAUGUCAACUUAAACAUUAGAUGAUUUAUAUUGUACGUUCUUUAGAACUUUAAUGUUAUUAUAGUUGAUGACUUAUUAAAAAUAUUAUAAUUUGCUCUCGUA